Arabidopsis arenosa is the source of this 720-nucleotide messenger RNA. The record is from the annotation of a GenBank genome assembly. NCBI's taxonomy places the organism in Eukaryota, Viridiplantae, Streptophyta, Magnoliopsida, Brassicales, Brassicaceae.
CUUUGAUUCUUGAGGCUUGAGAGAUGGAAAUAAGCGAGACCUCAAAACAACAUUCUGAACCAAACCCGAAUGCCAAAAUCGAAGGAAAAGUGUGGAAGCCUUCGAAACGGAUCGAUGAAGCAUUGAUAAGCUCCGAUGAUCUAACUUGGGGAACUAGAGGAGGAUCAGAGAGGAGCAAAGGAGGAGGAAGAAGAAGAAGUGAGAAAAGAGAGAGUGUGUCUGAUUUAGAAGCUGAGGAGACAAAAGGGUUUAUGGAUUUAGGUUUUGUUUUUACAGAAGAAGACUUACACUCGGAGUUACCGGAGAUUCUUCCCGGAUUGCGGACAUUUCUCUGCCCGGAAGAACAAAAUGAGAAAGAGCCGUUGGUGGUGCCGAGACCAUAUUUGUUGGAGGCUUGGGACUUUUACUAUGAUAAAUGGAGUGGAAGAACAGAGAAAGAUUCAUUGGUUAUAGAUUUUAGAAUGGCUAAGUUACGUGGUGACAUGAACAUGAAAGAUAGCCUUAAAUUGUGGGCUCGUUCUGUAGCUUCCAGUCUUAAAUGAGAUCCAAUCGUAUUUUUAUGUUUCUUUUUGUAUGAAAUAGUGCACAUUAAUCAUUAGUAGUAUACCCCUUUUUCUUGUUCAACUCUUAUUUUUUUAAUUUUUAUUCACAAAACACUAACCAAAAAGGUUUCACUCAACAAACAUCUAUUACAGAGCUAAAUUAAAUGGUGAAUUGAAU